Acomys russatus (golden spiny mouse) is the source of this 2632-nucleotide messenger RNA. It is a transcript of the gene Mkrn3, whose product is annotated as makorin ring finger protein 3. The coding region runs from base 111 to 1697 and encodes 528 amino acids. The record is from RefSeq and is a predicted model, not a curated record. Gene Ontology annotation, biological process: protein polyubiquitination. Lineage: Eukaryota; Metazoa; Chordata; Mammalia; Rodentia; Muridae. The transcript has a single exon. Gene Ontology annotation, molecular function: ubiquitin protein ligase activity; metal ion binding.
UCUUCCCGAGAAGAAGCGGAGGAUCGGUCCAGCUCCAGCUCCGCGAUUCAAGCACAAAAACGAUACAAUAUUAGAGGCUUUCUGGACAGUGUCAGGGGCAGGGAAUAACGAUGGAAGAGUCUACAGCUCCCUCUAAAUCCUACGCCGUCGCAGGUGCCGAGGCAGGUGCCGAGGGGGGGGAGGGUGUGUCAGUUCCCCCCCUUCCUGAGUUUGAGGCCUCCGGAGCUUCUGCGGUAGUCAGCUCAGCCUCUCUGCAAGAGGCGUCGGGCCUGGCACCGUUCCUGGUGGCUCCUGUCCCAGCGAACCGGCGCGCGGCGAGUUUGAGGCCCGCUCCAGCCGCAGGGGGCGGAGCCAGGUCUGCUCCGGAGCGCAACAGUGGCAGCUGGACAAAGCAGAUCCUCUGCAGGUAUUAUCUGCAUGGGCAGUGCAAGGAGGGCGAUAACUGUCGCUACUCUCAUGACCUUUCUGGGCGGCGGAAAGCUAGGAGGGGCCAAGAUUCUCAGCCUCGGGCCUCUGCAGACAGAGGGCCCAAGAUGGCCACUCAGUGGGAGCCCCCGACUCAGGAAGUGGCAGAAGCCCCCCCUACUGCAUCCUCAAGGUCCUUGCCUCUGAUUGGCUCGGCGGCUGAAAGGGGCUUCCCUGAAGCUGAGAUUGACAAUGCAGGCAUUGGCUCAGCUGCUGAAAGGGGCUUCUCUGAAGCCGAGAUUGACAAUGCAGGCCUUGCAGCAGGUGCUGCGGGAGGCGCGGGUGCAGAAGGCUGGGAGGGGGCGAUUGAGUUUGUUCCUGGACAGCCUUACCGAGGUCGCAUGGUCCCCCCGCAUGGUCCCGAGGCUCCCCUGCGGAGCCCAGAAAUUGAGAGAGAGCACAUGGCUAUGGGCAUGGGGAUGCCGCUGCCGCUUUGCCGCUAUGCUGCCAGGGGACAAUGCCUCCGUGGGGACAGGUGUGCAUACCCCCACGGAGAAAUAUGCGACAUGUGCGGGCAGCAGGUCUUGCACCCUUGGGAUGCGGCCCAGCAGGAAGCACAUAGAAGGGCCUGCGUUGAAGCACACGAGAGAGAUAUGGAACUCUCUUUUGCUGUGCAGCGCAGCAUGGACAAAGUGUGUGGCAUCUGCAUGGAGGUUGUCUAUGAGAAAGCCGACCCCAGCGAUCGCCGCUUUGGCAUCCUUUUCUGCUGCAACCACACCUUCUGUCUUAAAUGCAUCCGCAGGUGGAGAAGUGCCACACAGUUUGAGAACAGGAUCAGUAAGUCCUGCCCACAGUGCAGGGUCUCCUCUGGCUUUGUCAUUCCUAGUGAGUUCUGGGUGGAGGAGGAAGAGGAGAAGGAGAAACUUGUUCAGCAGUAUAAGGAGGGUAUGAGCCAGAAAGACUGCAGGUAUUUUGCCGGAGGCCUAGGGCACUGCCCAUUUGGAGAAUUUUGUUUUUACAAGCAUGAAUACCCCGAGGGCUGGAGGGAUCAGCCUCCAAGGCCAGAUGGUGGUGGAUCCUCAAGCGCCUACUGGCAUCAAGUUUUGGAGCCUGUGCAGUUGCGAGAGGGAAAGGUGCUGUUUAAAAGCCGCAAAAAGGAGCUUGCCGUGCUUCGCCUGGCUAAUCAGUUGCUUAAGAAGUUGCUUUGCCUGAGAGGCAGUUUUUCCUUCUCUGAUGAUCGGUGGCUCUUUCUUCAGUACCAGCUGGAAGAAUAUUUCAACUUGAAUCUGUAGUAUCUUGCUGUGGCAUGUAGUCUAGUAUGCUAAAGCUCUGUUGUCUGCUGUUGCUUAUUUCCCUUUAUUGACUGACAAACCUAUUGCUUUAAAGGCUAUUGAAGCAAUCUUUAUGCAGUAUUGCUGUUUUUUCCUCUACUUCCCAUUUCUCACUAGAAUUGUGAUGUUUCUCUGUGUUACAAAGUAACAAAUCUCAAAAGUAUUGUUUGGUGAAAUUACUAUUUCUGUCAGCUAAUGACUUGUGGUGUCUUUUUCCAACAGAAUUCAAUCACUUCUAGUCUAGUGUUUACAGUUUUUCAUUGUGAAGUCCCUUAAGAGUAAAUGUGACAAGGUGACAAAAGUCUUUAACUGAAUUAUGAGCUUUUUGCUAUAUAGCCUUAAAAAAAAAAAUGGACCCUUACAGGGCCUUGCAGCUGCUGUCUGUGUUUGUUUACAUGUCUGUUUCUUCCCUUAUCUUUCAAGUGCACUUGUUGACUUGUGGUUAAUUUGUGAUUCUGUUUACUUGACCAAAAUGAGGUGCAUAUGUUUACAUGUUUUUAUCCUGUUUGGCUUGAUGUGAAAUUAUUUAUAUUUGGAAAUAUAUAUUUAAGAAUAAUAUAUAUAUGCGUAUAUGUACACAAAGAUGUAUUUGGAAAAAAGAAUAAAUAUGGAAUAAUUAUGGAAAAAAUAAACACCAUAAUAUAUAUGUUUGAAGUAAUGAAAUAAAUGCAGAACUGAAAGCCUAAUGUUAAAGUCUAGGUGUAUGGGCUCUGUGUGAAUUGUGUGGACAAUUUUUCUGCCCCUGCACUGAUGUCAGUGAUUAGCGUCUAAUAAAAAUGACUGCUAUGUGUAUUGGACUCUUUUUAAAGGACUUAUAAAACAUUGGUGAUUCCUAUGAUAACAUUAGCAGCUUUUAGCUGUUACAGUCACAAAAAUGCGCCUCUAAAUGUUGUCAC